GGAACAAGGGGGCCCCUGGAGAUCCUGGUCCAGCGGGUCCCAGAGGGAACCAGGGCCAGGACGGGAUACCUGGUCCUCCUGGGGAGAAAGGAGCUAUGGGAGUUCCUGGGAUCGGGUCUCGGGGCCCCGACGGGAAGACGGGUCCACCUGGGUGUGUUGGAGGGGCGGGUCCUCCGGGGGCCUGCGGCCCUCCGGGCCCUCCUGGUGCUGGGGGAAACCCAGGCUGUUCUGGACCUCCGGGACCACCGGGCCCCUCUGGUUGUCCUGGAAAAGAGGGAGUCUGCAUUGAAGGAGUCAAAGGAGAGAAAGGAAUCCCUGGAGAGCACGGACCCAAAGGUCCGACAGGUUACCGAGGUCCUCCUGGUCCUCCGGGUCCUGGCUUUAAAGGAGAUGAGGGACUUAAAGGAGCUACAGGAGACCAAGGACCACCUGGUAACCACGGAGACACUGGACCCCGAGGCCCGCCGGUCAGGUGAAGACAAACCACCAGGCCCACCGGGACAGAAAGGCAUGAUGGGAGAUACUGGAGUCACCGGACCUGUUGGUGUGAAGGGGGAGAUCGGACCAGCAGGUAGCGACGGCCCAAGAGGAUCUCCGGGGCUACCUGGGAGGAGAGACGUGGCCAACGUCGAAGGGGGGCACCGCAGAAGUAAGGUAGGGGCCAUCCACAGGCGAGGGGCACCCGAGCUCCACGGGGAUGGACGGCUCGAGCCCGGAAACAAGCCCUGCGUACCGACAAGGGGCGACCUGCCAGAAGAGGUGGGCAUGAGGUCCUUCCAGCACACAAUAGACGAGGGCGUCCCGACCCGAGACGGGGUGCGUGGCGUGAUGGCACCAGGUACCAGCUCAGCAGCAGGCACCCGUGGCGAUGAAGUCCUCGCUACCGCCAGUCUACAGAAGUAA
This is a messenger RNA of Notothenia coriiceps (black rockcod), 903 nucleotides long. Lineage: Eukaryota; Metazoa; Chordata; Actinopteri; Perciformes; Nototheniidae. The record is from RefSeq and is a predicted model, not a curated record.